Theobroma cacao (cacao) is the source of this 2241-nucleotide messenger RNA. RefSeq names its product Pectin lyase-like superfamily protein. NCBI's taxonomy places the organism in Eukaryota, Viridiplantae, Streptophyta, Magnoliopsida, Malvales, Malvaceae. Gene Ontology annotation, biological process: carbohydrate metabolic process. The record is from RefSeq and is a predicted model, not a curated record. Gene Ontology annotation, molecular function: polygalacturonase activity.
GAACAGAAAGAAAUCUACUGAAGCACCAAGCCAGGCACCUUCUGCCAAAUUUGCCACAGAGAAAGCCAACCUCCAAAAAUGCCCUUCAAAGACUACAUUCCUAGAAUUGAUGAUGUUAAAUCAACCAGAACUUGACACGUGUUGAAGUGUUAGAAAACAUCAGUUUUUUGGUGGAGAUGCUGUUUGAGUAUAAAUUAGAGCCUCUAGGCUUCAAAGCCUUCAACUGGUCCUUAACUCUUUGGCUAAAUUAGCUUACUUCAAAGAUCCGAUACAUAUCUCAUUCUUUCUUCUGUCUCCUCUCAUUUACAUCUUUGGAGUUAGAAUUAUAUUUUACUUCCAUUUUUAAACUUCUGCAUUUGAGAGCAUUUUGUUCUUCCUGCUUAAUAUUGAUACAUUCUUCAUUCUCGGAACAUUUGGUUUGCCUUCAGCAUAUUGUCUCCCGCUAAUGGACCUUGCUCGUGGAUUUUUAUUCAUUUGGGUUUUGGCAAUUCUCUGCCUUCAUCAUGAUUCAAGCAAUGUGGACGCAAGAUACCAUUACCACAAGAAGCAGAAAGAGAAAGGCUCCAAUAAAGGGUCUCCUGUUUCUCCAUCCCCUGUUUAUGCUCCUGAUCCCCAGGGGCCUGUUCCUUCUUCCCCGGUUGAUGUUCCUGCUCCUCAAGACCCUGUCCCUUCAACUCCUGCUGAAACUCCUUCUAACACUCCAUCUAUUCCUUCAGACCCCUAUCCAAAUGAUCCUGGGAGUACAAGUUCAGACUGCAUUUUCGACGUGACUUCCUUUGGUGCAGUUGGCGAUGGUUCUUCAGAUGACACCGCAGCAUUCAGGGAAGCAUGGAAAGCUGCCUGUGCGGUAGAGUCAGCCACUAUUCUGGCUCCCUCAGAUAAAGUGUUCAUUAUCACUUCGACUAUUUUCUCAGGGCCAUGCAAACCCGGACUUGUACUCCAAAUUGAUGGAGUCCUGAUGCCACCGGAUGGCCCUGAUUGCUGGCCAAAAGCAGAUAGCCGCAAGCAAUGGCUUGUGUUUUAUCGACUUGAUGACAUGAAACUCACGGGGAAUGGAAUCAUUGAAGGAAAUGGACAGAAGUGGUGGGAACUCCCUUGCAAACCUCACAGGGGUCCAAAUGGUUCAACUCUAUCAGGACCAUGUGACAGCCCUGCUAUGAUCCGGUUCUUCAUGAGUUCCAACUUAGUAGUCAGUGGCAUAAGGAUCCAAAACAGUCCUCAGUUUCACAUGAAAUUCGAUGGGUGUGAAGGGGUUUUGAUAGAAAAGCUGUCCAUAUCUACCCCCAAACUUAGCCCCAACACUGAUGGGAUCCACAUUGAGAACACAAAAUCUGUUGGAAUAUACAACUCAAUGAUAAGCAAUGGGGAUGAUUGCAUUUCGAUUGGUCCUGGGUGCUCAAAUGUGGACAUUGAAGGAGUCACCUGCGGGCCUAGUCACGGGAUCAGCAUUGGGAGCCUUGGGGUGCAUAAUUCCCAGGCCUGUGUUUCCAACGUAACCGUCCGCAACGCCAUCAUAAGGGAAUCAGACAAUGGAGUGAGGAUCAAGACUUGGCAAGGGGGCACGGGUUCUGUAUCAGGCAUAUCGUUUGAGAACAUACAGAUGGAGAAUGUUAGGAACUGCAUAAUCGUAGACCAAUACUACUGCUUGACAAAGGCUUGUCUGAACCAAACCUCAGCUGUUUUUGUCACAGAUGUGCAAUACAGGAACAUCAAAGGCACCUACGAUGUAAGAAACCCUCCAAUCCACUUCGCAUGCAGCGACACGGUGCCCUGCACAAACAUAACGAUGUCAGAAGUUGAGCUUCUGCCGCAAGAAGGAGAGUUGUUGGACGAUCCAUUUUGUUGGAAUGCUUAUGGAGUUGAAGAGACCUUAACUAUACCUCCCAUUGGCUGCUUACAGGAAGGGAUGCCCCAGACCAUCGCAGAGACCUCUCAGUAUGGUUGCUGAGAAGGGUAGAUUUUAGUUUUUCUUUUAUUAAUAUAUAUGUGGAAUACUGUAUAGAGCCCAGUCCAAGGGUAGAGGGGACAUGAUCUGAAAUAUCUGUUAAUGGGUUUGUCCUUUUUACCUUAGGCUUCAUCCCUGUUAGGGUUAUUUUUCCCUUACUGUGUGAUGAGAUGUACUAGUAGAAAUUGCCCAAAUGGGUCUAUAUUUUGUUGGCCCUGGGGUGUAAUGGUUUGGGUUUGUUUUACUCUCUUACAUAUAUAUACUUAUAUAAAGUAUUUUAUCAGUAUUUUUCAGCC